Messenger RNA from Tigriopus californicus, 3702 nucleotides. RefSeq names its product sodium-dependent glucose transporter 1B-like. Gene Ontology annotation, biological process: transmembrane transport. The coding region runs from base 2171 to 3604 and encodes 477 amino acids. NCBI's taxonomy places the organism in Eukaryota, Metazoa, Arthropoda, Copepoda, Harpacticoida, Harpacticidae. The record is from RefSeq and is a predicted model, not a curated record. The transcript is spliced from 3 exons.
CAGAAAAAGGCAAACUUUGCAUUUAACUGCAAAAUAGAACUACCCUAAAUAUGAACUUUUUGAGUAAGGGAUAUUGCUGAAUCUAAGGUUUAAAAAAAUAUUUACCAAUUUUCAUAAUCUUUUUAAUUCACCCUUCGCGUUUUUUCACCACAUAAAAAUAGUGCCGAAUUUGAUUUAAAAAUUAUAAACGAUCUUUCAAACCCCUAGCCAAUACAUAUUCCUAAAGGCGAGAGAAAGAUUAUCUCACAAACAUAUUUAUCACAUAAGAGUACCUUUCUUUAUAGGGCAAGAAAUACAUUUUUUGGGUUUUAUUUUACGAAAAAGCACAUGCUAGAAAAGGGAAAAGUGCAAAACAUUUUCGGCAAAAAAUUGCACCAAAUUUGAUGUGUCAAAGCUACAUAUAUGCAAACAUUUUGGGACAGCUGGGUCCAAAUUGAGACAGAAUACAUUGUGAGUUAAAAAGUUGUAUGCUUUACAAAGGGGCAUGGACAAAAACUUUGCCAUUUUCUGCUUGGUUUGACAUUUUCGUCAGAGUAUUCAAAAAAUAAACUUAUUAAUGCAUCUUGUACAACUGUAACUUAUAAAAUUUUGACUUGUUACGCAUGUUGUUGAGAAAUGCCUUAAUGCCACUUACUUUAGCGAAACAGCAUUUUUUGUUAAAAGGUUGAAAAUUCUGAUGCUCGUGGAUUUAAUGCUAAUCAAAAAGCAACAAGGUUACAACCGGUUUCAAGUAUAUAUUUAUCAAAAUAGACAAGCAUAACCACCUUGUUAUUGAAUUUCACACAUUGUCUUGUAAGUUAACAUUAGAGGAAAAAAUAAGUAAAUGCUGCGCCUAUCACGCUCAUAAAACCACACAUUUUCCAUAGUAGCCACCUGACAAUGGCCUUCUUUGGCCAAUAAAAAUUGCUUAUUUUUCCGUCCCCUGAUCAAUAGCUUACUAAUAUCAAGCACCAAUUGAUUUCAAAAUCAAAGUUUUGAUGGCUGAUUUAUUCAUUCUCUAAUCUAAAAAUUGAUCUUUCCAAUUCAUGGCAGUCGUCCAUCUCAUCUCCACGUCAUAGAGAUGGUUCCAACGUAGACUCGAAAAGCCUUCGGGCCUGAUUUGAACUAAAACCACCUCCUUGAAGACCAAUUUUGGCAACUCAAAAACGGUCCGAUUUUCUUCGGUUUCCGUGGGAAUUGCACACACUUCGGAAGUUGUUUUAGUAGCGAGUGGCGAUUUAUGGAUGGACAAACUGUCCAUUCUGUCAACAAAAAUCGUGAAUUUGCUUCUCAUUGAUGAGAACGGUCAUGAAUACGGUAAUUUUGGUAUAGAUCACAAUCCGAAAGGUUUCAAGAACAGCUCUCAACCCCUAAAAAGUUCCAUUCGCCAUCAGUUUGACUUGUAUCUUAGGGGUGUUCACAUACGUCAUUGGUUAAUUAGUGCUCUUCAAUAAAAUCAUAACCCUAGCUCUAUUAUCCUCCGUCUCCAAGAUAUCCAAUCCGAGAAUUCAGCACCACUGGGUUUUGGCAUUAUUCCCAUCACAAGUGCAUGACGAUAGUGACUGGUUCUUUAGUUGAAAACUGAGAGGAGGAAAAAGGGGAAGCGAUAAAAAAAAAAACGUUGUCUAUUUCUCUUGAGCUUUGGCCUAUAUUACGACACUAUCAAUUCCAGGAGAUUUUUAUUUUUAUUUUUUUGCAUUUUUACAGAAGGAGACGAGUAAGGUUCUGGGCCCCUGAUUGAAAACUAAUGUGGUUGCGUGUAUGAACUGCGUGUGAGAGUGAGAUAGAGAGUAUUAUGGUUGUUUGCCCUCUCUCACCAGGGUCAAGAUUUUAACACCAACGUUUCGAAGGCAUUCUCGCACAAUUAAGGAAGGCAAGCUUUGCCGUUCGAAAUAUCACGAUUGGACUCUUUUUGCAAUUCAACCAUACGCUUGUCUCGAGCCAAGUAGAUAAACGGAUAGCUAAUACAUACUGUUGCACUGUACAUAUAUUGCACUACAUAGCCAGCUCUGCGUCAUCAUGCCCUUGUCGAAUUCGCAUGAUUUAAUCCCUACAUUUGGACGAACCAGAUUGCAUCCUUGUUAGUGCGUCCUAUCUUGUCACAGAGUGAAGAGCUGGUAGUGGAUCCAUUGAAGUUGUGCCAGAGUCUUCGAAUCUAGUGUGACCAGUGAUUGUAUUAUUAUUUUGCAAAAUGGCGGUUUUCGAUUUGACCACCAAGAAAUCUGAAUAUGCCUCGAAAUUGUUCAGAACCGGCGUGCUAUUCGCCAGUUUCUUGGCCUUUGUAAGGAUGGAUGACAGUCUCUCAAGUAUUGACCUGCCUUGUAUUUGUCUGGUUAUUACUUUUCAGGGGGUGUCGAGAAGUUUGCAAGGUCCAACCAUGUUGGAACUUCAAAAACAAAUCAAUGCGGACACAAAUACAUUUCAAAUCAUCUUCAUCUUGGGAUUGAUCACGUUUCCGUUCGGAAAUGUUUUAGGAGGAGUUUUGAUCGAAAAGAUGUCUCCAUGUUUGCUUUUAUCCAUAUCCAUGGUUAUACUCUCGAUCUCCAACUUUGUGAUUCCUUUUUCCUCCAAUAUUGGCACAUUGGCUUCAGGGUCUGCCUUUGCUGAACUUGCCUUUGGCUUCAUUGACACGGGAGGUAAUGUGUUUUGUCUUCGAAUGUGGAAUGAGAAGAGUGGGCCUUACUUGAACGCCUUGUACCUCUCACAAGGGAUGGGAUUCAUGUUGGCCCCUAUCUUGGCCGAGAGCAUUCUGCCUGAUUCGGUUCCGACAGAUGUCACGAAAGAUCAGAACCAAACCAAUGGCGAGGACCAUAUCGCCAAAAUCCCACUUUCGGACCAUACCAUAGAGUUCCAAGACUUUGACAUGUUCACUCCACUCCAAGCUCUUUACAUGGGCAUUGGGAGUGUAUCCAUGGUCAUUGGCAUUGGAUUCAUGUUUGGCAUUCCAGCAGACACUAAAGUUGGAAGUUACAACCUUCCUCAAGAUGCCGAGACAGGCUCAAAUGUCAACCAAAGCCACACUCGACUACUGCAAAUCCUCCUUAUCAUAACAAUGACCAUCUUCAGUAUGCUGGCUAAUGGAAUGAGUUUUACCUAUGGCUAUUUCCUCACCGCUUACGUGGUCAAAGGAAGUUAUCAAUUAAGUCCUCAAAGUGGAGCCAGAUUGACAAGUAUUUACUAUGGGUCUUUAGUGCUCAUGCGCGGCGUCAAUAUCCCUCUGGUGGCCAAAUUCCAAAGUUUUCACAUCUUGCUCUUCGAUUUGGCCAGUGUCUUCAUCGGAAGCAUCUGCGUGGCAACUCUCUCAACCUUUUGGGGUCUCCAAAUAGGGACCGUCCUCAUUGGGUUGGGGGUUGGAUCAUUGUUUCCCAUGGGUUUGGUGUGGAUGCGAUCGAAAAUGGAACUAUCCGGAAAAGUUACAGCUCUACUGUGCGUGGCUACAACAUUAGGCGCUCAACUUUUGAGAAUACCAGAGGGCGCUUUUAUUGACACUGUGCCCAUGGUUCAUGUGUUUUUGUUACUUGCUACAUUUGGAGCGAUCGUAAUGACCUUUGCAAGCGCCGUCCUAUUGGCGAGCAGAAAACUGCAAAUGGAAAGAACCAUUGUAGUCACUCCGGAAAAAACAUGAAAUUUCGUUGCUUUGAGUUCUAGUUGUUCAGUUUGUUAACCGUUAUUUGUCUAUUAUUUACUUUUUUCCGUUGAAUAAACACAUAGUGGAAAGUUUGA